UCUCUCUAGAAUACGUGUGCUGCGUACAUUUACAAAUCCAUUCGAGAAAAACCCAGCAUCGCCUCUGUGAAUCUCUGCUCACCUGUCUAGGUUAACCAGUUUUAUUAUUUUUAUCAGAUCCAUUCUCUAGUUCACUCUCAGGCGCCAUCGGACCUCCUCUUGAUAUUAUCGCCUUCCAAUAUUUUUCACUUAUUUCGAUCUCUAGAUAGAUCGAUCCUUGGAACAAUUCGCCUCCAUAAGAAUCAUCCAUUCAUUUACUUAUCUUAUAAAUAUUAAAUUAUGUUACUGAUAGGUGUAUCGAUCUGUAUCGGAUGCUAGAAAGGGAAUGGAAAGAUUGAUUAAGCUAUCUAACAGAGAUUGAAGAUGCCUGGUUUAGCUCAGACAAAUUAUCAACAAUUCACUAAUGAAAGUUUUGUAUCAGGCCAGUUAUCUUGCUCUAAUGGAUCCGUUUCCGCUAAUGGAUUUUGGUCAAACCCUAGGGAUGAUGUUAACUACUGCCAACUCCAGAAGUUCUGGGGUGAUUUGUCGAUACAAGACAGGCAAGAGCUCCUACGGAUUGACAAACAGACGCUUUUUGAACAAACUCGUAGAAAUAUGUACUGCUCCCGCUGCAAUGGGUUAUUGCUAGAAGGCUUUAUGCAAAUUGUUAUGUAUGGCAAGUCCUUACAUCUGGAAGGAACAGGCAAGCAAAAUCUUUGCCUUGGACCAGGAACUGCUAUUAAUCAAAAUAAUAGUGACCUGUGUACACCAGAAAUUUCUAUAGAUGAAGCUCAAGAUCCAUCAGUCCAUCCAUGGGGAGGUCUGACCAGUACUAAGGAUGGGAUGCUUACCUUGUUGGACUGUUAUUUAUUUUCAACGUGUUUAAUUGGACUACAGAAUGUAUUUGAUAGUGCACGUGCAAGAGAGAGGGAACGUGAAUUACUUUAUCCUUAUGCUUGUGGUGGGGCAGGUCGAGGUUGGAUAAGCCAGGGUAUGAUGGGCUACAGCAGAGGGCAUGGAACAAGGGAAACAUGUGCUCUGCAUACUACUAGACUUUCGGUUGAUACAUUGGUGGACUUUUGGUCUGCACUUGGUGAUGAAACACAACAAUCUCUUCUGAGGAUGAAAGAGGAGGAUUUUAUAGAGCGACUCAUGUACAGGUUUGAUAGCAAGAGAUUCUGCAGGGAUUGCAGAAGGAAUGUUAUACGUGAGUUCAAGGAACUAAAGGAACUAAAGCGUACGAGAGAGCCUCGCUGUAGCAGUUGGUUUUGUGCGGCUGAUACAGCCUUUCAGUAUGAGGUAUCUCAUGAUUCAGUACAAGCUGAUUGGCAACAAUCAUUCACAGAUAACACUGGAGCAUACCAUCAUUACGAAUGGGCCAUUGGUACUGGUGAAGGGAAAUCUGACAUUCUUGAAUUUGAAAAUGCUGGAAUGAGUGGAAAGGUUCAUGUUAGUGGCCUAAAUCUUGAUGGCUUGAAUGCUUGCUAUAUCACACUCAGAGCUUGGAGAAUGGAUGGCCGCUGCACAGAACUUUCUGUGAAAGCUCAUGCUUUGAAAGGUCAACAGUGUGUGCAUUGCAGGCUUAUGGUAGGUGAUGGUUAUGUUACAAUUACUAGAGGAGACAAUAUUAGAAGAUUUUUCGAGCAUGCUGAAGAGGCUGAGGAAGAAGAGGAUGAUGAUUCUGUUGAUAAGGAUGGAAAUGAACUAGACGGAGGAUGUUCUCGUCCACAAAAGCAUGCCAAGAGUCCUGAACUCGCUCGUGAAUUUCUUGUAGAUGCUGCAACUGUUAUUUUCAAGGAACAGGUUGAGAAGGCAUUUAGAGAAGGAACUGCGAGGCAAAAUGCUCAUAGCAUUUUUGUAUGUCUUGCUCUCAAACUGUUGGAAGAUCGUCUUCAUGUUGCAUGCAAAGAAAUAAUUACACUAGAAAAGCAGACAAAACUCCUUGAAGAGGAAGAAAAGGAGAAGCAAGAAGAGGAAGAGAAGAAGGAGAGAAGAAGAGCAAAAGAAAGAGACAAAAAGCUGAGGAGGAAGGAGAGAUUGAGGGAAAAGGACAAGGAGAAGAAAUCAUUUGAGGAAUCUUCUUCCGAGUCAAGUCAGAGUCCCACUGGUACUGAUGUUUCAAAGGAAGAAGUUUUGAUAAAUGAUGAUGAUGAUGAAGAUGAAGAUGAUGAGUGUAAUCUGAUUAACAAUGAAGAAGAGGUAAUAUGUGGAUCAGACGAGGCUAUUCCAUGUGUAACAAUCACCUCAAACAUGGGAGAUCACACAAAUGAUGGCUCUGACAUGGAGCCUAUCAGUGGGAAUGGUAAAAGUUCCCAUAGCCUUGAGAACCUGAAUUUGUCUCACCAAAAAAUGGCUUGCAGAAAGGACUUUGAAGUGGAUCCAAACUUGAAAUGCACCGACAUGUGGCGUCUUAAAGUUGCUUCUGAAAAUGGAGUCUCGGGUAUAUCUGAGCCAAGACAGAAUGGAUGUGAUACUGAAACUCUUGCAAAGAGCACCAAGGGGAUGAACACCAAACAACUAAGAAGUAGCAGUACAAUCAAGUUAAAUGGUAAAAAUAAUAAUGGGCAUUCAGUUGAAAGGCUCUACUGUCCAAACUGCCGGGUACGCAACAACAGAUAUGACUUUCAUGCUUGCAACUGUAGUCAACGCAAUGACUAUAAAGUUAAGGUAGACAGACAUAGGGUGGAAAUGAAGGAAGAACAUGCACCAGAUAUGUCAAAGCCUUUUUAUCGGGCUAAUAAGGUAAACCCAAUUGAGCACACACGUGAAUAUGGUGGAAGGCUGAAACCCAAGCCUCCAGGUGCCAGAAAAGUUUGGGAACCAAUGGAAUCGCAGAAAAAACAUCCCAAUAAUAGUAACAACUCAGAAGCUGCUGAUGAGGCUAUUGGGCUUUCUUCUUCAUCUACAGUAGAUGAUCAAUCUGUUGGUAAUAAAUCAAGUAGUACUCUUUCCAUAUCAUCUGUUGUAGUAGUUGCUGGUUGUGGGGUGGUAAAUGAACAAGUGAAUGAAGCAACAAAUGAGGACGAUGUUGAAAUUGAAGUUGAACCAUGUAUUAACAGCAUGUCAGGCUCUGAUAACUGUUCAUCAAGUGAAGGGGACAAGAUAACACCUUUUUCAAGUUCCCCGAACCCAGACUCUUCCUCAUCUUCCUCUGACUCUGAUGAUGCUCCAGUUCAUGUUCAGAAUAGUAACAAUGGAAGUCUGGAUAAAAAAGAUGGUACAAAGGAGGACAUGGAGAGAGGUGAGUCUAAUAUGCCAAUAAGGGCAAAUGUUAUUAGCGGUCAACAACAUCAUCAAGGGAUGGUUCAUCAGCAGAUUCAUAGUCAGAGAAUGCAUGUUCCGAUAUUUCAAGCACCUUCAACAAUAGGAUAUUACCAUCAAGUCCCUCCUCCUGUUCCUUGGCCUUACCACCACCAUCACCCAGUAUUUACUACUCCUAUUGGAUAUGGAAUAAAUGGGAACCCGCACUACAUACAGUACGGUUCUUCACUACAUCUCCCCCCUUCUAUGGUGGUAAGCCCUGGUCCGUUGCCUGAUUAUCAGCCGAUUGCUAGAUCUAAUAAUAAUAAUAGUAAUGGGAUGGAAUCAUUGAAUCAAACUAAGAUGAUGAUGAUGAUGCCUAAGCAGCAGACACAGCCUAGUGAGACUCACAAGGAAGCAGAAUUACAACCAACAAAGAGAAAUAAUGAGAAUUCAGGGUUUUCUCUGUUCCAUUUUGGUGGUCCGGCAGGGCUUUCAAAUCAUCAUAAUGUGGGGAGUAAAGAAGGGCUUGUUGAGGAACUAUCUUCGAAAUUCUUGGUGAAUCCGGUUGGUGUUGAUGGUUGUGAUAAAAAAGAGAAUAAUAUUAUGGAAGAGUAUAAUUUGUUUGCGGCAGCAGGCAAUGGCAUCAGAUUUUCCUUCCUUUAAUAAAGGUACUACUCUACUACUGGGUGGUUGUGAAUUCAAUCCUCCUCCAGUUCAGCACUUAUAGUUCAAGUAAGUAUGCUGUAAGUUGAAACUCAAUAAUCUCUUUUUCCUACAAAGUUUUCAGCAUAUAUAAGGGUUUUUUUGGUUUGGUUUUGUUU
Molecule: messenger RNA, 4043 nt
Organism: Impatiens glandulifera
Lineage: Eukaryota; Viridiplantae; Streptophyta; Magnoliopsida; Ericales; Balsaminaceae
Exons: 8
Coding region: 364-3885 (1173 amino acids)
Source: RefSeq, a predicted model, not a curated record